Messenger RNA from Helobdella robusta, 1455 nucleotides. RefSeq lists its product as hypothetical. The coding region runs from base 1 to 1392 and encodes 463 amino acids. The transcript has 11 exons. Gene Ontology annotation, molecular function: transmembrane transporter activity. Lineage: Eukaryota; Metazoa; Annelida; Clitellata; Rhynchobdellida; Glossiphoniidae. Gene Ontology annotation, biological process: transmembrane transport. Gene Ontology annotation, cellular component: membrane. The record is from RefSeq and is a predicted model, not a curated record.
AUGGAUGUGGAGGAAGCCUUCCAGGUGGUUGGGGACUACGGUAGAUUGCAGCGCCAUGUUUUCUGGAGUAUGGCUAUUCCACAAAUAUUCAUUGCAUGGAACCAUAUGUUGAAUGUAUUUGUAGGUAGUAUUCCUAAAUUUUAUUGCAGUCAGACAUUACUAAGAAGUACUGACACUACUAUUUAUGUCUUUGAUGAGUCAGAAUUCACAUCCAUUGCUUCUGAGUGGGACCUAGUUUGUGACUCCGCCUACAAAACUGACCUAGCACAGUCGAUAUUCAUGGCAGGCCUGCUGGCAGGCAACUUCAUAGGUGGCUACAUCGCUGACACCUACGGUCGAAAAUCCGUGUGUUACGUCGGUAUAUUAGGACUAUUUUUUCUCGGCUGUGGAAGUUUGGCUGCUCCGACGUUUGAAUAUUAUAUUCUGCUGAGGCUAGCGGCAGGGGUAGCAGCGGGAGCUUACGGGCUAGUCAGUUUCACCCUGCCGGCUGAAUUGGUGGGAUCAUCACAUAGGGGUUAUGUUAAUGUUGUUAUGUCCGUUGCAUUUGCUUUCGGUAUUUUCUCACUGCCAAUUUUGGCUUUUUUCGUUCGAGAUUGGCGUCUGCUCACCUUCAUUACGUCACUUCCUGGAUUGGUUGGGGUCUAUUAUUAUUUUUACACCCCCGAAAGUCCAAGGUGGCUACUGAGCCAGGGCAGAACUGAAGAGGCUGAAAAUACAAUGCUGUACAUAUGGGAUGUAAAUAAACCAGCCACACACGCAUCAUCAUCAUCGUCUAAAAGAAUCGGUAGUGGACAUUUGGUCAGUUGGUUGGAUAUGAUUAAGAGUAGAAAUCUGCUGUGUAUCACUCUUAACAAUAUGUUUACAUGGUUUGUAGGAAACAUAUUGUAUUAUGGCUUGACGUUGAAGAUGGGCGAUUUCAACGGUAACAAGUAUAUCAAUGUAUCCAUAGCUGGCCUCGUUGAGGUUCCUGCCUCUGUCGUUACUCUUUUUCUGAUGGAUAGAUAUGGAAGAAAACCAACGUACACUCAUUCACUGUUUGUUAGCUCAGUCAUGACAUUCAUCAUCACAUUCCUCGGAUCUGAUGGUACUUUUGUAUCGACGUUGCUGGCUCUCAUUGGAAAGACCUGUAUAUCGGUGUCUGUGUGUGUUUGUUGGAUGCAUGCCACUGAGAUGUACCCUACGAAUAUAAGAAACAAAGCUCUAAGCAUAUGCAGUAUGUUUGGCAGAUUCGGAGGCGUGGUUGCCCCACUUAUCUUAACGCUGGGCCGCAGUUAUCAGGGCUUGGAUUUUUUCAUCUUCGCCAGCUCGUGUCUCCUGGCAGCUGGAAUAAGCAGGAAGCUCCCGGAAACACUGCACAAGUCACUUCCGGAAACUAUGGAGGAUAUGAUGUGAAUGGAUAGAUGAAUUUUAGAUGAAUGGAUGGAUGAAUUGUUUAUGAAUUGAUAGAAUGAUGCU